Molecule: messenger RNA, 1254 nt
Organism: Moneuplotes crassus
Lineage: Eukaryota; Ciliophora; Spirotrichea; Euplotida; Euplotidae
Source: the annotation of a GenBank genome assembly
CAUAAUUCCUAAUGUCGGUAUAUAAUGGCUUCAGCACCAGGUUACAGGAGAGCACUUACAGCAAGACGCUUUACAACUUGCUUUUCCUUUUACAAUUAAAGAUCACUAAAGACUGCAAUCAAACUCCGAUAGAACAAAACUCGUUUAAGAUUUAUUUCAAAUAAAUUAUUUCUAAAAUUGUCCAAGAUGGAAGAAAAUAAGUUCUUACCUCCGAAGUUCAGCGUUGCUUGUGAAGAUCUAGCUAAACUGUUCAAAGUAGAAGGGAUCUGAUCUAACAUUUCAACAAUGUCAAAGACAAGCUCUGAUAUCUCUCUUGUUUCUGUUCCAGGGAUGAGAGAUAACCAACCUUUGAGCCCUCAUUCCCAGGUAGAACUUCAGACAAUAAAAGAGAAACAAGAAAGAAGGAGGAAAUAAAGGUUUUACCAGUAAAAGUUCAUCAAGAAAAAACUCAAUAAUUUUCAGUCAGACAAAGCAGGGUUCCACAAAGAAGCAUUCAUGUACCCCGAUCCUGCCUGAGAGCUACACCACGUCACAGAGAGACAAAAGUGAGAAAUCUGGUGAAAAAUGGCCUAGUUUUGACAAGAGGGCCAAAGCCGGACUCUCCAGUGGUCCUCGCAAGCGUAUCUUUAAGGUAGUUAAGUCUCAUGAGAGGACUGAAAUAGCGGUUUCAGUGAAGAGAUCGAAGAAAUCUAAUAUCUUGUUCUAUGAUGAAGUGCAACCAGGCCAUAAUAAAUCAAAGCAAAGAAAACUCCCACAAAUUUAAAGGGCAUAAGUCGCAAAAUCCAAGUCCUGUAUCACAGAGGUCUAACAACUUAUCAAACUUCCCUCCCUCAAACUCAGGCAACCUCUCCACCGCACAGCACAAGAAGAUCCUUGCUCACCUCUCCUCCAAGCACGGUUUCGACCUAAACCCCACUAAGAAAUCACCACUAAAACGCAGCAACCACAGGUGUAAAUAGUGACAAGAAGACAUCCCCCAGAGGGGUCUCCAAGCACCAAGAGAGUUUUUAUAAGGGACUUCAGAGUAAAUAGUCCUAGUGAUAAGGUGAAGAAGACUAAUAAUCUUCUACAAGAUCAGGUGAAGUUAAUGUCAAUCAGUCACAAAAGAAAUAGAACCAAAUACUACAUAAAGCAGAGAAGUAAGAUGUCAACAGGCAGUUAAAAAUAGCAAUUCAUAGGUAACAUUCAAUAGACAGAAAGCGAAGUGCCAAUAACUAAAAGACUAAGCAUAAUAUAUAUUUUACUAAAAUCUAC